Solanum verrucosum is the source of this 2238-nucleotide messenger RNA. RefSeq lists its product as uncharacterized. The record is from RefSeq and is a predicted model, not a curated record. Bases 1 to 2238 code for a protein of 745 amino acids. Gene Ontology annotation, molecular function: DNA binding; zinc ion binding; transposase activity. NCBI's taxonomy places the organism in Eukaryota, Viridiplantae, Streptophyta, Magnoliopsida, Solanales, Solanaceae. Gene Ontology annotation, biological process: DNA transposition. The transcript has 4 exons.
AUGUAUGAACAAGAAGAAGAAAAAGAUGAAGAGAACGGGAAGAAAGCAAGCAAGAAGGAAGAGGAGGAGGAGGAAGAGGAGGAGGUAGAAGAAGAGGAAUCCGGCGGGGAGACGGGGGAAAGCUUUUAUUUCCCCUUUUGGUUCGUUGGUUUCCCUCCAUUUUUGGUCAUUAACAUGGUUGAAGUUACCAUAUACUUUCAUCAUGGUGGUGAGUGGCUAACCAGUCCAGAACCACAUUAUGAUAGAGGAUGUGUGACUUAUUGGAAAGGGUAUGAUCCUGACCUAAUAUCUUUUAUUGACUUAGUGAAUGAGUACAUUAAUAAGUUAGGUUUUGUUGGUGUGCAAGAACUUAUUGUACUUGCUCCAACUGGGAAAUAUUUUGAAAUAAUAGGUGAUGAGGGAGUUAAGACCUUAACAUCUUUUAUCUCUACUGAGUAUAAAUCUAUUCACUUGUUUGCUACUGAAGAUUGUGAAUUGUCUGUUGAUGUAACUGAUAUUAUCAUGCAUGAUGGGUCAUUUCUACUUUCACCAAUUGUUAAUGAGGGCACAGACUGUAGUGAAAGUGAAGAUGACAGUAAUAAUGGAAUGGUGUUUAGUUGUUCAGAUUAUGAUACAGAUGAAUUAGAAAAUUUUGUUACUAAAAAAAAGAGGAAUAUAACUGAUAGUUUGCAAGAUUAUAAGGAGAUUGUUAAGGGUAUGGCCUUCAAGGACAUAGCUGAAGCAAAACAGUUUUGUAAACUUUAUGCUCUAGCUAAGAAGGUAGAACUAGUUGUGGUGAAAAGUGAUAAAAAAAGAUUGAGGUAUACAUGUGUUGCUGAUGGCUGUCCAUUUUUACUUCUUAUUUCUGGGGAUUUGACCACUCCUGGAGUUAGUGUCAAAACACUUGUAGAUCAUAUAGAGUGUGGAACAGCAUAUGAUAACUCUUUAGUAGAUUACUCAACAAUAGCCUUGUAUUUUAAAGACAAAUUGCAAAGUGACCCCAAAUACAAGGUCAAAGAAAUGAAGGCUGAUUUACAUAGAGUUUUUGAGCUAAAUGUAAGUGAAGCAAAGUGCAAGAGAGCCAAAAAAGAGGUAUUGGAGAGUUUAGAAGGUAGCUUUGUAGACUCUUACAAUAAGUUAGAGGGUUAUGCUACUGAAUUGAGAAGUUGUAAUACAGGGUCUGACAUUGUGAUAGAUUUGUCUAAACAGGCACUAUCUAAUGGUAAGAGAAAAUUUCUUAGGAUGUAUAUCUGCUUCAAGGCAAUGAAGUUGGGUUUUAAGUCUGGGUUAAGACCACUUAUUGGGUUAGAUGGUACAUUCCUUAAAGGGAAAACUAAGGGACAGGUAUUGUGUGCUGUUGGUCAAGACAGUAAUAACUCUUUCUACCCUCUAGCUUGGGCUGUGGUAGAUAAAGAGACUAAGAGAACUUGGACAUGGUUUAUGCAACAUUUGCAACAUUCACUUGAACUUCAAAAUGGUGAAGGACUGACAUUCAUAUCAGAUAUGCAGAAGGGGCUGCUUGAAGCAGUAAGGACAGUCUUACCUGAAGCACAUCAGAGAUAUUGUGCAAGGCAUAUUGAGGCAAAUUGGUGCAAAAGAUGGGGUAAAGGUGAGCUGAAAAAGUUGCUAUGGUGGGCUGCAUGGUCAUCAUUUACAGAGGAGUUUGAGGACCAACUUCAAGAGAUGAAGGAAGUUAAUGGAGAGGCUAGACAGGAUUUAAUAAACAAGUAUCCUCCCAAAACAUGGUGCAAAGCUUAUUUAGAUACAGUGUGCAAAAAUCAGGCUGUGGACAAUAACUUUACUGAAUCAUUCAAUGCCUGGAUACUUGAAGCAAGGUACAAGCCAAUUAUUGGAAUGUUGGAAGACAUCAGGGUCAAAACAAUGGAGAGGCUGGCAGCAAAAGAGGUUGAUGUGAGGAAGUGGAAAGAUGAUGGAUUUAGUCCCAAAAGUGAGUUGUUGUUUAUUCAGUAUUUGAAGAUUUCCAAGGUUUGUAAGGUGAAUGGCAAUGGGGAUAGUGGCUAUGAGGUUACUGAAGGUGCAAAUAGACACAUUGUCAACUUAAGAGAUAAAAAAUGCACAUGCAGAACAUGGGAUCUGACUGGAAUUCCAUGUCCACAUGCAAUUAAGGCCAUGGAGCACAAGAAAAUGAUACCAAAGAAAGAAAUUCAUUGGUAUUAUAGUAAAGAGGCAGCAUUGGCAGUUUACAAACACAAGUUACAACCUAAUUGGCCAAGCUUGUUGGUAGACCUAAGCUUAUGA